Messenger RNA from Cannabis sativa, 525 nucleotides. RefSeq names its product MYB-like transcription factor ETC3. Gene Ontology annotation, cellular component: nucleus. Gene Ontology annotation, biological process: cell differentiation. The transcript is spliced from 3 exons. The record is from RefSeq and is a predicted model, not a curated record. Gene Ontology annotation, molecular function: transcription cis-regulatory region binding. Bases 53 to 340 code for a protein of 95 amino acids. Lineage: Eukaryota; Viridiplantae; Streptophyta; Magnoliopsida; Rosales; Cannabaceae.
UUUUACUAUUAUAACUCUCCACUAUAUAAAUGCCUCUUCAGUCUUGAAUUAUAUGUAUAUAUCAGUUAUACUAUUUGUGGAAGUGAAAGUAAUAAUGGAGAAACGCCGAGGAAAUAAUGAAGAACCCAACAACUGUAUCAGCCCCUGCUCCCAAGUAGAGGUGAGCAGCAUUGAGUGGGAGUUCAUACACAUGUCAGAGCAAGAGGAAGAUCUCAUUUUUAGAAUGUACAAGCUCGUCGGAGACAGAUGGGGUCUUAUAGCUGGACGGAUUCCGGGUCGUAAAGCAGAAGAAAUUGAGAGAUUUUGGCUGAUGAAACAUAGACAAGUGUUUGACAAAUAAAAGAAGCUACAAACAUCCAUCCAUAUAUGUAAUUUAUAAUGCAUAAUUUUUUUUUUCUCUCCCUCAUUUUAAUGACUCUGUUUAUUUACAUUAUUAUAUAUUUAUAUCAUACUAGGAAUUCUCAAUUUAGUGUUAUAUUUAUGAUUAUAAGAAAUGCAUGGGCAAAAGAGUUGAAAAAUUAUUAU